AUGACGCGGCUGAGAGUCCCAGCAGAUAAGCGCAGAAGAGUUGCACAGGCCUGUAACACAUGCAGGAAGCGCAAGCAGCGAUGUGAUGGCCUUCGUCCUUGUAAAUUCUGUCGAAAACGAGAAGCGGACUGCGAAUACAGGAGUCGUACAGACUCAGUAUCAUCGAGUGAAUCUCCUCGUUCGCUAUCCAGGCAAAGCCCUUAUAGAGAGCGUUUUAACCCCCCUGAGCUUUCUGGCGUGCCGGAUUCGAACCAUGAUGCAUCCAACCAGGAGAGCCUUGAGAGAUCAGUCACCCCAGAUUUUGAUUUCAGGUUUCGAAUUGUUUCGGUUUCUGGAUCCGAAGAAAUCAAGAUACCUGCACACACUUGCAUGCUGCUAGAUUGUCAGAAUCGGCUCUCAUUUGUUGGGCGUUCUACUGCUCACUCUUUCAUGCACCAUAUCAGGAACACUAUCGAGAAACGCGAUGGCCCCUCAGAAUUCACAGCAGAUAGCAAUUGGAGCGGCCUACCGGAAAGACUUCCCGUGACCCCUAGGAUGCAAACCUUUCUCCCCUCAAGUACAACUGCGAGUUUAAUCGAGUUCUAUUUCAACCAUGUACGGAGCUUCAUCGACAUCGUAAACCCAGAAGCGGUGAGCCUGACAUCGUAUCGAUUUCAGAAUAACCCGAAUGAGAUUCAGGGACCCGACCGGUGCAUUUUCUGUUUGGUUCUAGCAGUUGCGCUCGCCCUGGAUCCCGGUGAUUCAGCACACUCACCAAACCCAGAAUUCAAACACCAGCUGUUUGCCAUAGCUGAAGGGCUGGUCCACCCAACCCGUACAUUCGAAAGAUCCCAGUACCACGAUGACGUCCUUUGGCCCCUCCAAGCUCUCGCUUUGAUGUCUUUCUUUAUGUUAUCUGUUUCCAUGAGGAAUACUGCGUACGAAUAUUGUGGCAAGUUUCAUAACAUUUAUGUGCAGACUAUCGAGGCUAACAAAGGUUCAGGCCGAGCUGUUCGAGUUGCCUACGCCCUUGGGAUCCAUCGAGGCCACGAGUCUGAGAUCAACCAAUUCCCCGCCAACGAAGAACUCAGAGUUCUACGACGGAACGUUUGGAGGAGUUUGUUUGUUCUAGACAGAUUUCUGGCUGCAUCGUUAGGAAGACCGUUCGCCAUCUCCGAUAACGAAUACUCCGAAUCCUCCCUUAGACCACCCAACCGACCAAGCAGUCCCAACAAAGUUCCGAAAAGGGACAUGCUCGAUCCCGCUAUUGAUGCAUGUUUAAUGAUUGGUCAUGUUGUGAACAACAUUUAUUCAUGUGACAAGGUCGCGAUUGAGGUUCCGAAUCAGAUGUUAAGGUACCUGGAAGCUCACCCGAGUUUCCAAAAUGAUGGAUUCUUUACGACGAGCAACUUGAUACCUACAGUAUCGCAAAUUCACAUGCAUUUACUUGGCUUCUACGCUAAUAUCCUCCUCUGUCGCCCCUUCUUCCUUUUAUCCUUCAUGGGAACAAAAACCUCGGAUGGGAUCGAGACACAAAUCAAUAGAUUGUCUGAAAGAUGUGUGUCUCAAUCAUUUCAAGCGGUUGAAAAAGUGAAAGGGGGAUUUCGUGCAAACCUGUUGCGUCAUUUUGACCCCCUUGCUCUUUAUUUAUUAUUUGAAGCGGUGCUUGUCUUGCUUAGCAGCACUUAUGCAGAUAUCUACGCUCGGGAGGAACACUUGUCUUUGGUAAAAGACGCAAUGUUCAUCUUCAAGACAUGGUAUGCAUCAAGCCCUUAUGCAGAACAAUUCGCCUCCAAGUUGGACUUGUUUCGGCAUGAAGUUGAACGCCAAGAACAAGCGAAAGCUAUCAAACAGGCUUCAAGGAGACAGGCUCACCGAGUUAAGCGCGAGCCGAUGACAACCUGCGAGCCUAGCCAGUAUCGCUCUCCAUUCCAUCCAAUGCCUCCCGGUAGUUUGGUAUCUCCAUGCGAUAGCCGUCGCGGGUCAGGGACCGCAACUCACACUAUGGUCAAACAAGAAGCCGAUGGGUACUCGGACUCUUUGACAUCAAGACCCUUGUUCUCGCCCACCGAGUUCAGCAUGGCUCAAUCUCAGGCUUUUGCCAAGUAUUCGCAAAGUUCACAGUUCAGUGAUCAUAGCAUCGACACGGACUAG
Messenger RNA from Fusarium redolens, 2133 nucleotides. RefSeq lists its product as uncharacterized. Lineage: Eukaryota; Fungi; Ascomycota; Sordariomycetes; Hypocreales; Nectriaceae. Gene Ontology annotation, biological process: DNA-templated transcription; regulation of DNA-templated transcription. Gene Ontology annotation, molecular function: zinc ion binding; DNA-binding transcription factor activity, RNA polymerase II-specific; DNA binding. Bases 1 to 2133 code for a protein of 710 amino acids. The transcript has 5 exons. The record is from RefSeq and is a predicted model, not a curated record.